AGAAACCCAUCCCAAGGAGUCCUUCCCUGGACCCCAUGCAUGUCUUUGUCAGAUCUGACUGCUUAAAAGGAUCCUCCCUCGGCAAAAAUACAAUUUAGUCGCAGAAAAAGCACACAUGGCAAAAGCAAAUCACACACUGGUGUAUGAAUUCAUCCUGGUUGGAUUUGCUGGGUCUCCAGAAUUACAGAUUUUACUCUUCAUUUUCUUCCUGACAGUUUAUUUCAUUACCUUGCUGGGAAAUUUGGGGAUGUUUCUCUUAAUCCAGAUCAACUCUCAGCUUCACACCCCCAUGUACUUCUUCCUUAGUAACCUGUCAUUACUGGACCUUUGCUAUUCUUCUGUGGUCACCCCAAAAAUGUUGAUCAAUUUUGUAAUAGAAAGCAAAACCAUUUCCUUAAGGGACUGUGCAGCACAAAUGUGGUUUUUUGCCUUCUUCGUGGCUGCUGAAUGUUAUCUCCUAACUUCCAUGGCAUAUGAUCGGUAUGUAGCUAUUUCUAAUCCAUUGCUUUAUAUGGUUAUUAUGUCUAGGAAAACCUGUCUAUUACUCUUAGUUCCACCUUGUUUUGCUGGAUUAUUAAAUGCCAUGACACAUACAGUUAUGACCUUCCAAUUAGCUUUCUGCAAAUCCAAGAUCAAUCAUUUCUUCUGUGAUAUCCCUGCUGUGAUAUCCCUCUCCUGCUCUGAGACACAAAUCAACAAGAUGGUGCUAUUUAUCAUGUCCUUCACUUUUGGCGGGCUCAGCGGCAUUUUUAUUAUUAUCUCUUACAUCUAUAUUGUUUGUGCCAUCCUAAGGAUCCAGUCUGUGGAGGGCCAGCGGAAAGCUUUCUCCACCUGUUCCACCCACCUCACUGCUGUUUCCAUCUUGUUUGUCACCCUCUUCUUUAUAUAUGUGCGGCCCAGCCGUACCUUUGUAGCAGACCGAGGCAAGAUGUUUUCUGUAUUUUAUACAGUGGUGAUCCCCAUGUUAAACCCACUAAUUUAUAGCAUAAGGAACAAGGAAGUACAAACUGCUGUAGGCAGGAUGAUCAGAAGGAAGUGACUUUUAUAAACUAAAUUAAGAGUGAUUUUAAGGAAUGAUUUUAAUAUUUUGCUUUUUAUGGAAUAAAGUCUGAUUCUGUAAUAAUCUGAUUCUGUAAUAAUCAUA
Messenger RNA from Crotalus tigris (Tiger rattlesnake), 1144 nucleotides. Its product is annotated as olfactory receptor 1009-like. NCBI's taxonomy places the organism in Eukaryota, Metazoa, Chordata, Lepidosauria, Squamata, Viperidae. The coding region runs from base 116 to 1039 and encodes 307 amino acids. Gene Ontology annotation, molecular function: odorant binding; G protein-coupled receptor activity; olfactory receptor activity. Gene Ontology annotation, biological process: G protein-coupled receptor signaling pathway; sensory perception of smell. The transcript has 2 exons. Gene Ontology annotation, cellular component: membrane. The record is from RefSeq and is a predicted model, not a curated record.